UGCUGCGUAACAUCCGGCUAAAACAUGGCUGCGCCCUGACAAAUGUCACACUCUCUCGCUAGACAGAGAACAUUUUGGUAAUAUUCGCAGGCAGAUCAACAGUGGAGCGAAACAUCGAAAGCAGAAGGCCGUGACGAUCAUCUGUACGUCAUUCUCCGUCCUCAGAGGUUUUCUCGUUUCUUUAGCUUAGCUUCAAAAUAGCUUAGCAUCGACUGGACCGCGGUUUGGCUAUUUACUGUGCUAUGAAUGACAUUUGCACAGUUUAGCGCAGGAAACUACAGUUGUCUCAACAUUUAAGCCUGUAUUAAUUUCUUCAGGGUGUUGCAUCAUGGUGCAUUUAUCGUCCCUCCUUUUGAAGAACUACCACGGCGGCUACGUCGUCAUCCGGUUCGCCCUCUCAGGCCACAAACAAGCCAACCGACCCUUUUAUCGCAUCGUGGCGGCUUACAACAAGAGGUCAAGGGAUGGUAAAUACAUCGAGCAGCUGGGCAGCUUCGACCCGCUUCCUAACAUUUACAACGAGAAGCUCGUCAGUUUCAACUUCGACCGGCUCAAGUACUGGAUAGGCUGCGGUGCGCACCUGUCCAAACCGGUGGCCAAACUUCUAGGGUUGUCUGGGUUUCUUCCCCUCCAUCCCAUGACGAUCACAGAGGCAGAGCGUCGAAGAGCUAAAGCGAAGCUGGCAGAAACAGCAACAGAGGACCCUGAGCAGGAGGAGAAACAGGCUGACGUGUGAUCGGAUCAAUCAGAAGCUGCUGUUACUUUGGAAGAAAACUUACAAAUACAAGUUUUUCUCUUUCUUGGUGGACUGCUCAAAGCAACUGAUCUAACGUCUUGAAGAACAAACUUUUUCAAAAAUGUGAACAACUCAUAAUGUUGGAAAAUCUCAACAACUUUGAGUUGAUCGUGGAUUGACAAAGGCUGUAUCUUAUUUUUUUUAUUAUUAAAAAAAUGUGUCAUAACUGCAAGGCUAUGCAUGUUUUUAUUAAAAACUUUUUCCCCCUUUUGAAAUCCACUCAAAACCCUUUUGUCUCAUAUUAUGUCUUUUUGGUUUGUACUUUGGAGCCCUGUCAAAGAAAUAAAAGUGCAAGGAGUUUGUGUAUGUA
Molecule: messenger RNA, 1106 nt
Organism: Poeciliopsis prolifica (blackstripe livebearer)
Lineage: Eukaryota; Metazoa; Chordata; Actinopteri; Cyprinodontiformes; Poeciliidae
Gene: mrps16
Product: mitochondrial ribosomal protein S16
Exons: 3
Coding region: 329-736 (135 amino acids)
Biological process (GO): mitochondrial translation
Cellular component (GO): ribosome; mitochondrial small ribosomal subunit
Molecular function (GO): structural constituent of ribosome
Source: RefSeq, a predicted model, not a curated record